AUGGAAUCCGUUUGGGACAAAGUGCCCACUGGGAUGAGCAGCCUGGGAGGCUCUGCAGGGCUGUCCCUGUGCAAUGAACUCUGUCCCCAGUCCUGUGCUGCAGAUCCCUGGAAAUCCAACACCUUCGUCCAACGGCAGCAGCUCUCCCGCCUGCCCUGCACCAUACAUGUUUUCUGGAAUGGGGAUCUGCUGAGCCCUCCUUUCCCACUGGUGCUCCCCAAGAGGAUCCCACUGGAGUGGGACACGCUCCUGGCCACGCUGACAGAGAAAGUGGAGUUGGGCAGUGGAGCCGUUAACAAGCUCUGCAGGCUGGAUGGGACCCCGGUGUGCAGAGGAGAGGAGCUGGAGAAUGGUCAUCACUACGUGGCAGUGGGAAAGGAGGAGUACAAACCUCUGCCCUACAGGGAGCUGCUGGUGCCCCAGGAGUGCAGGACACUGAGGAACCACCCCAAAACCAGGCACAAAAAGAGCCAGGGCAGGCUGGGCAGUCGCAGGGUGCAGGCCACGGGAGCUGCAGAGAAAGGCAAGAUCCCACCUGCCUCCCCACAGCUGCAAAUUCCAGCCAGGGAAUCUCCCCUCGAGGAGGAAGAGCCCAUUUUCCAUGUCAAACCUGUGCGUGCAGGACAGAACAGAAGGAGCAGCAGGAGUGUGCAGCCUGGCCCAGGUGAAGGAAAAAGCCUCUCCAAACCCAGGGAUCCAAGGAGGGAGAUGAGAGGUGCUCGGGAAGAGGGUGGACACACCAGGCUGGAUGUACCCAUUGACCAGGUUUAGGACACACUGAGCUGCUCUCCGAUGUGUAAAGCCGAGAGUAACCACGAGGGGGAACUUGAGAACCCACAGCAGGGUGUCACUGCAGGGCCUCGUGUGUUAGAAAGGCAAGAAAUCCCAUCUGGAGAAUGAACAAUUCCCUUCUGGAACGUGAAAGCUGCAGCUUCCCACCCCAGUAAGGACUGCAAAGGCUCUCCUGGAUUCUUCUGUGUUUCCAUCCUCACUCCUGUCACAGAAGAACUUACAUGAAAACCCAAAAUGAGACACCACAGAAAGGUAUUUAUUCCCCUCACUGGUUCUGUGGAGUGGGGGAGAACAUUCCUGUGAUCAGAUUCCUCCCACUGCAGUUCCUGAAGUUCCUUAAGCAGAACUUAACCUGUAUCCAGGUGAAGCUCAGAAUCCACCAGGGAAUAACCACCUAAUUCUUCAAAUGACUUGAACACGCUUGUUUUAGUAACAGAAGUUCAAACCUUUGCUUUAAAAAAGAGGGAAAAAAUAGUUCUUUCUAAAACAAUAUUCUGCGUGACGAGGUCAGCAAAAUUCUUGUUGUCAGUGGUGUGUUAAUGAUUCCAGCUUUUCCUGAGGAUAUUCAGGAUUGCUGUAAUGGGUGACUCAGCUCUGCCUCGGUGGUGUCUCUGGGUUAAUUAGAACUUCAAAGGAAGACAAUUCCUUUGAAGUGAAAUUAGAGAAAGCCCUGGUGAAGCUUUAGCUGGUGGUUCCUGACCCUUGUUGUGCUGUGUUUGCUGCACUGGGUGCUCCAAUGCUGCUGCUUUCCCUUGGCUUUUCCCCCCCUGGAUCACAUUCCUGUGCAGUUGGUUUUAUUCAGAGGCACAGUGUUGUUAAAUAAUGAAGAUUUUCCCCUUUAUUUCUCAGAGGAAAUGGCUGCUCUUAUGAGCUCUAAAUGGGCUGGUUUGUAGCUGAACUGGGGAAGGAAGAAUUACCAAACAGAAAACAUGUUUUAAUAACAAAACACCUGCCAGGGUUUGCUCUAUGUCGGGUAUUUCUUAGAAAGAGAUUUCAUUGUACUGUUGUCCCUCUGAUUUGCAAUGCCUGGAUAAUGUUUGCAGCAAUUAAAGCUGUUCCCAAAUCCA
Manacus vitellinus (golden-collared manakin) is the source of this 1859-nucleotide messenger RNA. RefSeq names its product doublecortin domain containing 2B (gene DCDC2B). The transcript is spliced from 8 exons. Gene Ontology annotation, biological process: intracellular signal transduction. The coding region runs from base 1 to 771 and encodes 256 amino acids. The record is from RefSeq and is a predicted model, not a curated record. Lineage: Eukaryota; Metazoa; Chordata; Aves; Passeriformes; Pipridae. Gene Ontology annotation, cellular component: microtubule organizing center; microtubule.